AGGACACGGGCUUGAUAAUUGACAUUUACACUGAACAGACAUGUCUUGAUGGACAUGGUUUGUACAGACUAACGUCAACAUGUCUGUUUUUAUCUCAACAAUCUGGGUCACUAUCAACUAAAUGUAGUUUGUAAAGAUUUGUUUACUUCGGUCUCAUGUCACCUGUGGCACCACAUCAUCUUUCAUGGCCAUCCUGUUUCAGCUUCUGUACGUUCUGAAAACUCAGUGUACGUGUAUCAGUUAGUAUACAGGAUACCCAUACUUCUGCCAGUGAUGAUAUCACUGUUCACUAACGCAUUGGUUGACCUUUACAUGCAUGUAUUUGGACUUCCCCCGCAUUCCCGCGCCAGUGAUGUCACAGGUCACACACUAGAUAAUAGACGAUUAAUAGUCCGACGAUAACAUCAUAAUUACGCCCUGGAGAUACAAGUACUAAACGUGUUGAGCAAUGCGGUCAUCGGACAUGUUUGUUGUCUUGUUGGAGUUCACGUUUUCAUAAGCUGACACUUCAUAUUAAACCGCGCUUCAGUAUGUCAGUCACCAACACAGCCAUGCUUCUGCUCGGAGUCUGUAGUCUCCUGGGCCGUGCCAGUGAACACAGGUACACCGUUUCCGUGCCUGAAAAUACCAAGCCAGGGACAGACGUUGUCAGUUUGCCGAGUUUUCUGGGGACAGAAAAAGCGGAACUUCCGUGUGUGAUGGUGGAGGGAGAUCCGCACGGCCGCUUCGAGGUGAGUACGAACUGCACCAUCGUGGUCGCCAGGCCACUAGACUGGUCAGUACAAUCAGAGUAUCUACUCAAGAUUCGUGUGGGACAGCUUCAAGACACAAGUCACCGUACGGGUGUCGUCAGCCUUCAAAUAAUCGUGACUAGCGUCCCGGGCUAUCCACCUGUGUACAACGAGACGUGUGAACCACCGGUUAGACAUUCGGGGGAUUCCGAUGAAUUUCUGUUUAGUUUGGGGUGGAGUGCCCAACUGGAGACGACUGGCGGGGAUGUUCUUUUCGCCGAGACGGUCGUUGCAAAACCUCGAGAGAGAUGGGACAUGAACGACCCUAGUUUUGCAGUCGUCAUAGGCAGCAACUGUGAUGUUCACAUAGUCGUGGACGUUCAUAAUAUAGGUGACAUGGCAGUCGCAACAGAAUGGUGGGUGGCGGUAGAUCAGGGUCAUCACUCUGAGCGUAACAGCAAGAUUUUACUGUCAUGUUACUCAGAGUCCGUACUAUCCGAGCUCUUCCUUGAACUGUUCCAUCUUGGGUCCAAAGAUAACGUACAUUACCUAAGACAAUACGUACCACAGGUCAUGGCGAAAGUUAAGAGAACGCGUCACAAGUUGAUGUACUUACUGUCCUCUACAUUUCAAACCAAGACAACUCAUUACAACUGCAAAUCUUCACCCUUACGACGUCCCGUCAGAUUCUCUUCUAAACUGCCCGGCAUCAGAAAUUUCGGUUCGGUAACUGUAGAUAUGCGUCCAAUCGGCUGCCCUCCAGGUAAAUAUGGAUUCUUUUGUGACAAGACCUGCAUCUGUGAGAAUGGCGCCCGUUGCCAUGGUUUCAAUGGUGCCUGCAAAUGUACACCCGGGUGGCAAGGUGUGGCCUGUGACAUCCCAAAGCCUGGUGUUUCGGCAACAACGACACCCAGCGACUCUUCGGAUAUCUACAUCUCCGCUAACGUCACCAUUCAUUGCAAUGUCCAUCACCUCAGUGUCACAACGUUAUCGCUACGACUUCCCGAUGGAUCUGAGAUUGUAAGCAAUGGUGCUAAUCACCUAGACAAAACUGUCACCAACAUAGGAUCUGAAGACAAGGGUCCCUAUACCUGCCUAGUUCGGGACACCGGUGGAAACGUUUUCAAUGUAACAAUUGUACUUGACAUCGCCAACUGCCCACCUAAUCGGAAAGGAGAGUUCUGUGAUGAGACGUGUGCCUGUCUCCGUGGCGCCAGCUGUGACUGGAGGUCCGGCUGCGUCUGUCCCCCGGGAUGGACAGGAGACAGGUGUCAGACCACAUGUCCGAACGGCACGUACGGCGAGCGGUGCCGACAGAAGUGUCGCUGCCGAAACGGGGCUAGCUGCCGCCCUAGCGACGGCGGGUGUACCUGCACUGCUGGCUGGUACGGGUCGUUUUGUGACGUGCGCUGCCCCAGACACAGACACGGCUUCAGGUGCCAGGAGGUCUGUACCUGUAAGAACAACGCCACCUGCGACAACGUCGACGGCAGCUGCACCUGUUUAGCGCCCUGGAAAGGAAAUGACUGCGACGAAUUCGAAAUUCAAGCAGUUGAAUCAAAAUCAUUGGUUGAAAUCCUUGUACCUUUAGGCUCUGUAAUUGCCCUGGUCGUUUGUGUGGCGAUCGUAGUUUACAAAAAGCGCCCCCUGUGUGGCGAAACCGCCGCUGCAGACGGGGAGGCCGAAGCUCUCCUGGAGUUAGAGCAGGUACAGACUGACCUGGCACAGACCGUCCAACCGGGCUGGCUCAGACGCUGGGAGACGAGCAGCCGACAUCUGACACUAGGUCACCUGGUGGGGAUGGGGAUGUUCGGACACGUCAUUCGGGCCAAGCUGAAGACAUCUACGGGUGAAAUCAUCACCAUAGCCGCCAAGGCGGUUCGUAGAAAAGACACGCAGUGUUAUCGGAACUUCUACAAGGAGGCGGCCAUCCUGGUAGCCGUGCACGAGGACGAACAACACGACAACCUUCGCUCCAACAUUAUCCAAUUGUUGGGACUGGUAAACGAAGCCUCGCAGAAAUACAUCCUCAUGGAAUACGCUUCGAACGGAAACCUCUUGAGCUUGUUGCGACAGACGCGACGGCAGAACGGGGCCGCCGCCUCUCUCCCUCACCAUCUCCGCUACGCCAUCCACGUAGCCCGCGCUCUUCAGGAGCUCCAACACCUGGCGAUCACUCACUGUGACGUGGCCGCUCGGAACGUCCUCAUCACUGCCGACGACGUGGCCAAGUUGGCCGACUUUGGACUUGCGCGAGACGUGUACGCCACCGUGCAGCAUGUCACUGACGACGCCCACAGGAGAGAACAACGUGCUAGACGAGAUAAUCCAGCAGCAGAAGACGAAGUAUAUAUAUUGCCGUUAAACUGGAUGUCUCCGGAAUCUUUGGAGACCGGCGAGUACACCUGUCAGAGCGACGUGUGGUCCUUCGGCGUGCUGCUGUGGGAGAUCGCCGCGCAGGGUCGGGAACCGCAUUACGACGGUAACAACAACUUGAGCUGCUUCCAACUCUCGCGGACCCUCCGGACGGGAAUCCGGCUGAGACGGCCUCCGGAAUGUUCCGGAGACAUAUACGACGUCAUGAGCUCGUGUUGGCAGGAGAGGCCGCCAGAAAGACCGGAUCCGGAUGCGUUGGAGGAGAGACUUCAGCAAGUGCAACUUACGAUGAUCCCACGCUUACCUUUUGAGAUCAUCCGGGAAACAGCAGUGUAGGCCGCCCCUGUGGCGUCGCCAAAAAUUACGUACCAAAUGCCAUUCCAGUCACGCAGAGACUUGUACUCGUACAUCCGAAAUGCGCAG
This is a messenger RNA of Branchiostoma belcheri (Belcher's lancelet), 3530 nucleotides long. RefSeq names its product receptor tyrosine-protein kinase erbB-4-like. Bases 531 to 3443 code for a protein of 970 amino acids. Gene Ontology annotation, biological process: protein phosphorylation; multicellular organism development; cell surface receptor protein tyrosine kinase signaling pathway. Lineage: Eukaryota; Metazoa; Chordata; Leptocardii; Amphioxiformes; Branchiostomatidae. Gene Ontology annotation, cellular component: signaling receptor complex; membrane. The record is from RefSeq and is a predicted model, not a curated record. Gene Ontology annotation, molecular function: transmembrane receptor protein tyrosine kinase activity; ATP binding; calcium ion binding. The transcript has a single exon.